Molecule: messenger RNA, 1632 nt
Organism: Ostrea edulis (European flat oyster)
Lineage: Eukaryota; Metazoa; Mollusca; Bivalvia; Ostreida; Ostreidae
Product: multiple epidermal growth factor-like domains protein 6
Exons: 11
Coding region: 37-1632 (531 amino acids)
Molecular function (GO): scavenger receptor activity
Source: RefSeq, a predicted model, not a curated record
CUGGUUCAGGAUCAAGGCUUUACAGCAAAAGCAACAAUGAGUAAGAGUCCUUGGAACAUUGUUCUAGAAGCUUCCAAUGCUAUUGAUGGUGAUACAGGCGCCAAAAAGCCAUGUACCGCUAUGAACGUCUCUGGGGGAUACGAAAGUGUCUGGUGGAAAGUGUGGCUGCAAAGGACUUUUAACGUUGCCGAAUUAAAGAUCUAUUUUCGACCUGCUACGAUAUAUCGGUCAACAGGAUUUUCAAUAUACGUUUAUGACGAUGAGUCCUACAAUCCUCCUAGUAAUGUAUCAGGAAGUCUAGUGUACCAACACGAUCCAUCUAACGGUUGUCCGUCAAAUAUCACCACUAUAACUGUGAACAGAACAACACAAGGCAUCGCUUUUUAUAACACUAGACAAAGAGCUCUAACCUCUGCAUGUAUCGACAAAAGUCCAGACAGAAAGGUGGUAGAGAUUUGUGAAGUCGAUGUACUGGGUUGUGAUGCAACACGAUAUAGUCAAGGUUGUUCUCAUGAAUGUGACAGAAGAUGUCUCAACCAACACUGUGAUGCCUAUAAUGGUAAAUGCAUAUAUGGUUGCAGUGAGCCGCAUCGUUCUGGACCGUAUUGUGCAGAUUGCAAAGACGGAUACUAUGGAGUAAACUGUACACAGGAAUGUGGUCAUUGCACAGAUAUACACGACUGUGAUACGACAACAGGUGUCUGCUUAAAGGGAUGUCUGCCGCACUGGAAUGGAUCGACAUGUGAUGUUUGUGCUGGUGGAUAUUAUGGGGAAAACUGUUCAUUGCAUUGUGGUCACUGUGAGGAUAACAAACCCUGUGAUCAGCAUGGACACUGUCCGGUUAAAUGUACCACCGCUGGACAUUGGAUGUAUCCAAAAUGUCAAGAGUGUGACAUUGGAUUUUAUGGAGAAAAUUGUACUCAGAAAUGUGGACACUGUGUGGAUAAAAGUGAUUGUAAUAAAGCAUCAGGCGUAUGCAGGGACGGGUGUCAGUGGCAUUGGAAUGGUUCUAGAUGCGAUGUUUGUGCCGACGGAUACUAUGGCGACAGUUGUUCAUUGCGUUGUGGACGCUGUAAAGAUAACAAGCCUUGUGAUCAGACUGGACACUGUCCUGUAAACUGCACCAAAGUUGGACAUUGGCAAUAUCCAAAAUGUCAAGAUUGUGUGGAUGGAUUUUAUGGAUCCGAAUGCAACAAGACAUGUGGGCAUUGUAUGGACAAUACACAGUGCAAUAAAACAACUGGUCAUUGUGUUAGUGGAUGUAGAGGAAACUGGAUGGAACCGAAAUGUCAAGGUUGUGUGGACUACUUUUAUGACGAAGUUUGUUCAAGUAAGUGCGGAAGCUGUGCAAAUAAUGCAAGCUGUAACAAGAUGAAUGGGAUAUGUGAUGAUGGUUGCAGUGGGAAUUUUCAAUUGCCACUGUGUCAUAAAUGUGUUGGUAAUUUUUACGGCCCACAUUGUAAUUUAACGUGUGGACACUGUAAGGGAAAUGGAACGUGUGACAAAGGGACCGGGAAAUGCACUAGAGGAUCUGUAGAACAUAACUCCGACAUCGGUGUUGUUGCUGGAGGAAUCGCGAGUGGAUUGUUAUUUUUGGCAGUCGGAGUGGCUAUUUUGAUGAUCACAAGGUAA